AUGGCGAAGGCGAUGAAAUCGAAACACGAAUCUUCCGGACUUACUCCUGAGCCACUAUCCCGACGGUUGAGACUCAGCGAAGAGGAGGAAACCAAAGAGGAAGCAGAUGAGCAGAUGAUCCAGACAGAAGCAGCCCAAGACAUCCUAGCAGAGCUUAAAAACAUGAAGGCGCAGACUGCAUUUCUUCUAGCUCAACAGGCUGACAAUUUGAGGGAAAAAGCACGCAAGGAGUUUGUUGUCGCAGGGUGGUCUAUGUUUGCAGCUGAAACUGAAGAUUUGGAAGCGCAAGGUCUCCAGUUGGAAUUGCAGACAGAGUCCCGAGAGAGAUGGGUGAAAGAACUAGCAAAAAAGGCGGGCAUCACGAGCUUUUACUAUCGCGACUGGGCCUUCUCCCACCAGACUCGAGGUGAAGCUUUGUCCCCCUUGACGAUCGUCACCGUAUCCCAGCCGUGGCAGCGCAAUAAACUCUUCGACUACACCAAAAAGUACGCAGGAACAGACAAGCUGAAAGAGCGUUUCUACUUGAAGGAAAAGGAAGAGCAAGAUUGGAACCGCAUAACCGAGAAGUUCGGCAACUUUCAGGGUUCCUCGCAAACGAAUGCAAACUACCUCAAAGUGCAACCCCAGAUCAGUCUAUGGGAUAGAAUCACUGGCCUACCGUUGAAGAUUGCCAUGACCGUUGCCGAGCAAGCCGGAAUCUCUUUUCGACACAACUGGAGGGAUCUUACACUCACUCAGAAAGAGUCGGGGGAAUAUGUCUUAUGGAUCCACUAUUCGCCCGACGACGGCACCGUUAUCGUCUACCUGAGCGCAAAGCACAUCCCUGACAGCACGACCUUCACGCACACGUACGAAUCCAGGUUCAAUGAGAUUCUCAACGGAGGUGGCAGGACAAAGGGCAAGGGGAAAGGCAGAAGUACAGGAAGCAAUGACAAGGAACCAUCAAUGCCGUUGACACACUCAUCACACGCACGAUCUUCCAAGUUCCCCUUCUCGUUGAAAGCCAGGGUGGUUCCGGAUCUCGAGAAUCACUGGGAUGUUUGGCGCACUCUUUGGAACGAAGCAGUCCAGAAAGCCUGCAGCCCCUACACCGUGAUGACAUCGUGA
Molecule: messenger RNA, 1107 nt
Organism: Symbiodinium sp. CCMP2592
Lineage: Eukaryota; Dinophyceae; Suessiales; Symbiodiniaceae
Source: the annotation of a GenBank genome assembly